Molecule: messenger RNA, 3408 nt
Organism: Menidia menidia (Atlantic silverside)
Lineage: Eukaryota; Metazoa; Chordata; Actinopteri; Atheriniformes; Atherinopsidae
Source: the annotation of a GenBank genome assembly
AUGUUAGAUGAUGAGGGGCAGUUGUGUGGGGAUGUUGAGGUGCUGGGUGAUGAGCAGCCCAGCACCAGUAGAGCGUGCCAGGAGGAGCAGCCGGGGCUGGGUGAGGAGCAACCCAGCACCAGCAGACAAGGUGAGUCUGACGGUGAGGAGGCCGAGGAAGAGCUACCCGGUUCCGGUGGAGAGGCCCAGAAAAAAGACUCACCUUGUCUGCUGGUGCUGGGUUGCUCCUCAUCCAGCACCGGCUGCUCCUCCUGGCACGCUCUACUGCUCUGGCUGCUGCACACCGAGCUCCGGCUGGGCCUCACGUCCACCAACCUGCACCUGAACGACACUCACAGCAGGCUGCGCAUUCCUCGUUACUGCCUGAACGUUACUGGGCUCUGGUUCAGGCAGCACGCUCAGAAAAGACUUACAUUAUCCAAACGUCAUUAUGACAGCACACAGGAUGAAGUUAGAGCAUACAAAGUUAGGACAUACCAAAGUGAUGCUGUUAUUAAGAAACAAAAGAAACAGUAUCGCGUGAAUACACAGGAUAAAGUUAGAGCAUACAAAGUUAGGACAUACCAAAGUGAUGCUGUUAUUAAGAACAAAAAGAAACAGUAUCGCGUGUUCAAAUACAAAACUGAUCUUUCAUAUCAGCGUAGACAAAAACAGUACAUAGUCAAUAGAUACAACACAGAGAGGGAUUUUAAGAACAGACAGAAACAGUACUAUUUCACUAGAUACAACACAGAUACAGCUUUUAAAGAAGCACAAAAGAGGUACAGAACUCUAAGAUAUUUAGAAAAUUCCUCACACAGAAUUAAGAAGAGAAAAAGACUUACAUUAUCCAAACGUCAUUAUGACAGCACACAGGAUGAAGUUAGAGCAUACAAAGUUAGGACAUACCAAAGUGAUGCUGUUAUUAAGAAACGGUAUCGUGUCCACAAAUACAAAACUGAUAUCGCCUAUCAGCGUAGACAAAAACAGUACGUUGUCACUAGAUACAACACAGAGAUGGGUUAUAAGGAAAGACAGAAACAGUACAUAGUCAAUAGGUACAACACAGAGAUGGGUUAUAAGGAAAGACAGAAACAGUACAUAGUUAAUAGGUACAACACAGAGAGGGAUUUUAAGAACAGACAGAAACAGUACUAUGUCACUAGAUACAACACAGAUUCAUCUUUUAAAGAAGGACAAAAGAGCUUCCUGCUCCGCUCGGCUCAGCUGAGGCUCCUGCGCAGCACCACUGAGCUCUGGCUGCUGCACACCGAGCUCCGGCUCGGCCUCACGUCCACCAACCUGCACCUGAACGACACUCACAGCAGGCUGCGCAUUUCCCGUUACUGCCUGAACGUUACUGGGCUCUGGUUCAGGCAGCACACUCAGCUCCUGGCGGUAGAGCGUCUGGUAGCCCUCAUCAACCGUCAGCCGUGGGACAAAGUCAGCAACGAAGACCUGGCCCACGUCAGAAACCUGGAGGAGGCGCUCACCUUAGGCCAGCGGGUGCAGACGGCGGCCAGCAGACGGCCAAAAGCAGCGCCCGCCUCCUCCACAGUCCGGCUGGCCGUCAGGUUGUUGCUGGGAGCCAGGACACACACGGCGUCAGGGGUCCGGGGAACGGCAGCGUGCACGACCUCCUUCCUCAGCUGGAUGCCCAGGAAGAGUAAGAAGGCCCGGGCCGCCAAGGAACGGUUUCGGAAGCUGGAUGUCGACGUCGCUCAGCGUCCAGGAGUGCCUGGGACGGAGCUGGUUGGGCGUCAGAAGCUAUCUGGGGCCGGCGCACAUGGGACGGGGUGGCGUCACAAGGUGCGCAGGAUGCCCAGGAAGAGUAAGAAGGCCCGGGCCGCCAAGGAACGGUUUCGGAAGCUGGAUGUCGACGUCGCUCAGCGUCCAGGAGUGCCAGGGACGGAGCUGGUUGGGCGUCAGAAGCUAUCUGGGACCGGCGCACAUGGGACGGGGUGGCGUCACAAGGUGCGCAGGUGGCCAACCAGCAGGGUGACCGGACGGAGCCACAAGCUGGUCCUCCCUCCUCCUCACCCAGACAAGCAGGUACUUAAAGUUCCUGACUCUCACAAUCACCACAUCACUGACUGCUGUGGUUCCAGGAGGCCUCCCUGUGCAGCACAGAGCCUCCCAGGGAGGAUGCUGUGGAAAGGCUCCAGCUCCCUGCAGCCCCAGUCCCUGAUCAGGAACAUCUGGUUUGUUCUUCUUGUAGGAGACUCCCAUCUGCGCUCCGUUGCAGACGGGAUCGUCGCUAUGCCAGAGGGCCGCUUCUCCUUUGGCGUGAUGUCCACCCCGGGGGCGUGUGCCAACCAGCUGAGGAAGGAGGUCGUGCACGCUGCCGUUCCCCGGACCCCUGACGCCGUGUGUGUCCUGGCUCCCAGCAACAACCUGACGGCCAGCCGGACUGUGGAGGAGGCGGGCGCUGCUUUUGGCCGUCUGCUGGCCACCGUCUGCACCCGCUGGCCUAAGGAGAAGCGGCCCUCCGGCAUAGCGACGAUCCCGUCUGCAACGGAGCGCAGAUGGGAGUCUCCUACAAGAAGAACAAACUGGGAGAGACAAAAGAGAGGCUUGAAGUUAGAACAGGAGCCUCCACAGGUGAAGCCUUCAUACCCAGAUGUUCCUGAUCAGGGACUAGGGCUGCAGGGAGCUGGAGCCUUUCCACAGCAUCCUCCCUGGGAGGCUCUGUGCCGUACAGGGAGGCCUCCUGGAACCACAGCAGUCAGUGAUGUGGUGAUUGUGAGAGUCAGGAACUUUAAGUACCUGCUUGUCUGGGUGAGGAGGAGGGAGGACCAGCUUGUGGCUCCGUCCGGUCACCCUGCUGCUGGCCGCCACCCGGUGCAGCUCCUGGCGGUAGAGCGUCUGGUAGCCCUCAUCAACCGUCAGCCGUGGGACAAAGUCAGCAACGAAGACCUGUUGUUGCUGGGAGCCAGGACACACACGGCGUCAGGGGUCCGGGGAACGGCAGCGUGCACGACCUCCUUCCUCAGCUGGUUGGCACACGCCCCCGGGGUGGACAUCACGCCAAAGGAGAAGCGGCCCUCCGGCAUGGCGACAAUCCCGUCUGCAACGGAGCGCAGAUGGGAGUCUCCUACAAGAAGAACAAACUGGGAGAGACAAAAGAGAGGCUUGAAGUUAGAACAGGAGCCUCCACAGGUGAAGCCUUCAUACCCAGAUGUUCCUGAUCAGGGACUGGGGCUGCAGGGAGCUGGAGCCUUUCCACAGCAUCCUCCCUGGGAGGCUCUGUGCUGCACAGGGAGGCCUCCUGGAACCACAGCAGUCAGUGAUGUGGUGAUUGUGAGAGUCAGGACCUUUAAGUACCUGCUUGUCUGGGUGAGGAGGAGGGAGGACCAGCUUGUGGCUCCGUCCGGUCACCCUGCUGGUUGGCCACCUGCGCACCUUGUGACGCCACCCCGUCCCAUCUGA